CAAGCUGACACUGAAGCCAGACACGCCAUGGGAGAUCCAAGCCCCAAAAGCAAUGGUGCAAAGGCUUCGCUUCAAAUCAGCCAGGAAUACAUGGAGGAGAAGCUCCAGAUGCUCCGGGGCUUGGUUGCACAGCCAAUCGAGAACAACUGUGACAGCUGCCCAUCACAGGUCGGCGAUGGCCUUUUCGUGGGCAACAAGAAGCAUGCAACCGAUGUGCGUACUCUUGUGAGUCUGGGCGUCACAGGUGCCUUGAAUUGUGCACCAACUGGCAUCAGCUCCUUGAACUUGGACGUGUACACAGAAAAUGGUAUUUCCUAUGGCUUCACCAAUGUUAGCCAGGACAACUACGGUUACCCAAUUCUCCAUGAUCGUAGCGGAGUUCGCUCGGAGCACCUCGACACUGCGAAGACCUUCUACGACCGCAUCCGCCAAACAGGCGGCAAUGUGUUCUUCUUCUGCGUGGCUGGGCAAAACCGCUCUGCUACAUUGGCCAUUGCCGUCCAGAUUCUUCAUGGAAAACACUUGGAAGAUGUGCUUCGAAAUUGCGCCAAAGUGCGUCCGUGGAUCUUGGAGAAUGUGGGUUUCCAGCGGCAGCUGGUCGAACUCGAAGUCUUGGAGGAAAAAUACAGGCAGGGCAUGCGACCGUCUCUGCCACUUGGUGACCUGCCUCCAGAGGCCAAGCGCCGCAGAUUGAAGGUGGAAUGCAUUGACAGCGACCACGUGGAGGUGGAACUCCUGUUUUCGGGAGUUUGCACAAUGGCUGCUGUGAUUCCUGUGGAAGCAACUAUUGACACAGUGCGCCAUGUGUUGUUGGAGCGCGUGAAUUCCUACCUUCGAUACGAACGGCAUUGUGAAAUUGGCAAGUCAUGGCUUCUCUUCACGAUGUUCGGUUUACCAGUGGAGUUUGACCUGGUCCUUGAAGAAGCAGCCGUAGAGGUGAAAGUGCAGAUUGCAAGACUCCAGACCACCUUCGGUUUGGAGAUCCUGAAACCUGAUACCUCAGAAGCAGGGCCAAGCACGGUGGUGCGCUGGAAUUCCAGGUGUCGCUUUGAAGUGUGCAUCUUCUCUGUGUUCAAGGAGAAUUCACAUGAACCCUUCACAUUUCGACAUCAAGAAAGACCUGGCGCACCUGGAACGUUGUUGGCGGAGAACUUUCUGGACACCAACCUGCGGGCAUGGGACUUUACUUCAGGCACCAGGAUCGCAUGGCUUGAAGGAAAGGUCCCACAAUACCGAAAAGAGUUUUGAGCUCCCCUUCGUAUAUCAUAUGUUUGGCAUUUUGCGGAUCAAAACAGGAGGCCCUUUUGAUCUUUUGUAUCUCUCCCUAAGAUGUCCACCUGUGUAGAAGGUCCCGCGUGUCACGAUGUGUGAAACUAAGUCUUCUUCUACACGGCAAGAGUCUGGCCAUGCUCCAAGCCUCCACAAAAUAAUAUGCCAUUUGAGGCCAGCGUUUGUAGGCCAGUUCGUUUAAUACCCCCCACUUUCAGGGAGGCAUGCGGGCGGGUUCACCGGAAAAAGUUGUUGGAAGUCCAAGACAUAAGACUUGAUGAACAGAAUUUUUGUAGCAAAAGGUAUAUAUAUAUAUUAUAUAACCAAGGCACAGAUGUCCAGUCUACCUCACCAGCUCUCGCAGUUUCCACGACCACUUUGAGGGAAGGCAAAAGAAGGUUUUAAGGGUCUAAAGGAUAGAAUGAUAAAGAAAGAAAGAAAGAACAAAAGACAUAAAGAAAGAGAAAGAGAAAGAGAAA
Molecule: messenger RNA, 1748 nt
Organism: Durusdinium trenchii
Lineage: Eukaryota; Dinophyceae; Suessiales; Symbiodiniaceae
Source: the annotation of a GenBank genome assembly